AUGCUACGGGAGUUCUGGGCGAGCCGGCCGGCUUACUGGACCUGCUCACCGGUUGACGUCUCUGAAGACCCCGUGUCACUUCGCCUGGUAAAUGCCUGCUGGCUGUUCCACGUCAGCAAGAUCAUCGACUUCCUGGACACGGUGUUCCUGGUGCUGAAGAAGGACCACAAGAGAAUGACGUACCUGCAUGUUUAUCACCAUGGCUCUAUGGCCUCAGGGUGGUGGAUCAGCACUUUGUACAUUCCAGGUGGCUCCUGCUGGAUUCCAGGCGCCCUGAACAGCUUCGUGCACUGCGUUGUGUACAGCUACUACCUGCUGGCCGGUCUGGGCCCCCGAGUGCGGCCCUACCUCUGGUGGAAGCGCUAUCUCACCCAGUUGCAGCUGGCCCAGUUUGGAUUCAUCCUGUUCAUGGCUGCUCUCAUCAAAAGCCCAGGACUGCGAUGCGGCAUGCCCGAGUACAGCUCCUCGAUGACUAUGAGCCACGUCUUCGUGCUCUCGGUGCUUUCCGUCGGCUUCAGCAUGCAGUCGGACGCUCGACUUCCGCAGCCGAGUCGGGACGCUGCUGCCACCAGUCUGCACAACGGCAAGAUCCACGGCUCCGGGAAUGGCAAGCCCAAUGACAAAACGAACGGCUCUGCCAAUGGUUACGUCAGCAGGCACGGUGGUGGACUGAGGUCUGAGGGCCAGUGGUUCGACAUUAUAUCGGACAGCCACGGCCACCGCAAGAACUGA
Messenger RNA from Pollicipes pollicipes, 732 nucleotides. Its product is annotated as elongation of very long chain fatty acids protein AAEL008004-like. Bases 1 to 732 code for a protein of 243 amino acids. Gene Ontology annotation, cellular component: endoplasmic reticulum membrane. Gene Ontology annotation, biological process: very long-chain fatty acid biosynthetic process; fatty acid elongation, monounsaturated fatty acid; fatty acid elongation, saturated fatty acid. The transcript has 4 exons. Gene Ontology annotation, molecular function: fatty acid elongase activity. The record is from RefSeq and is a predicted model, not a curated record. Lineage: Eukaryota; Metazoa; Arthropoda; Thecostraca; Pollicipedomorpha; Pollicipedidae.